Messenger RNA from Didymodactylos carnosus, 570 nucleotides. The record is from the annotation of a GenBank genome assembly. NCBI's taxonomy places the organism in Eukaryota, Metazoa, Rotifera, Eurotatoria, Philodinida, Philodinidae.
AUGCAAAAACAUUCAAAUCGAGAAGCUCAAAAUCAACUGGUAUUGCUGAACCGUGGGGAAAAAAUUGUUUACAAUAUGAAUACACCAUCACAAAUUUCCACUACACCUUCACCGACUAGUACCGUUAGUAUGGAUGCAACAUGGACUUUUGCAAAUGGAAUUACGGAUGUGAAAAUGGUUAUUACCAAUUUAAAAAACAAACAAUGGGUAGCCAUUGGACUCUCGUCGGAUCAAUCCAUGGGUGACGAUCAUGUGUUUGUUUGUCAGUACCUGGCCGAUAAUAGUGCGAUUGUAAAGAGAAUGUACAAUCCAGACGGUCACACACCUCCGAGAGAUGCAGAGACAGCAGAUGGAGGGGCAUUCGCUAACGCCACAGGACGAGUAGAGAAUGGUUUAGUCACUUGUGAAUUCAGUUUAUCGAGCUUUAGCAGUCGUCACAAACGGCAAGACACGGCAAAGGUAUUAUCGCAGACGACACAGUAUUAUCCAUUAUUUGCAGUUGGCGUCCUUGAUAACAACAGUAAAUAUGAAUUACAAUUAUCAUUUCUUUUCACACUUCAAAAUAUAUAG